AUGAAUCGACAAAAAUUAGAUUCUCAAAAUAAUUAAAAUACCUAAGAUAAAAACUAAUUAGAUGAAAAAGAAUAAUUAGGAGGCGAUUUUGAUGAAUCUUUAACAUAAAAAGUAGUUGAGUAAUUAUUGAAACAAAAAGAUAAAUAAUCUAAUGCUCCUUUAAUUGAAAAAAUUUCAAUUAAUUACAUCAUGAAUACAAUCGAAAAGGAGCAUUUUUCUAAAUUGGAAAGUGCGUUUUUUAACUAUGGCAAGAAAGGAGUGGGCAUUUUAGAAUUUAUAAAAAUAUUUUUAGAAUUGAAUCGAUUCAAAACAGAAGAAAAUAUAUAUUAUUUAAUGGCUUUGGUAGAUCUCUAUCAAUAAAUUCAAUAAAAUAUGAAGGAAGAAAGGAGUAUACAGUUUUCUGAUUUUACUGAUUUUUACUAUGAAUUCUUUCAGGAAAAGUAGUAAAUUAGUGAAUAUAAAGUCCAAACAUACUUAAUGCCUCCUUAAAAAAUAAUUGAUAGCAACUUCUAAAAUCAAAGAGAAAUAGAUAUAGAUCCACCAGUCAUAGUAGGAUAGAAUGAAUAAGAUUUCUUGAGGCUUAAUAUAGAAACAUUAAGGUUCGAUAGCUUAAAACAUAGGAGUGAUAACAAUAUAAAAGGAUACUAUGCUGAAGAUUUAGAUUAAAUGAUCACUUUAGAUUCUCUUAGUGGUCUUCUUAAUAUGUACAAUACAAAUGCAUAAAUUACACAUCAACUAAAGCCAGCAAAUUAUUCAGUAGAACUCACUACAGUUAUAGUUUCAUUUGCUUAUUCUAAUUCAGAACAAAGAAUUGGAGCAUCUUUAAAAGACUGCACCUUAGUUUUUUGGGAAAAAGGAGAUAAUUUCAAGUUUUAGAAAUAAUUUUCAACUGUACCUUAUAUUGAAGAUUAUUCUACUGAUAUAUGGCAUUUAGAGCAGUCAAAAAUGUGGAUAACAACAAAUAGAUUAAAUUAAAUUUAUAUAUGGAAUCUGAUAGAUGAGAAGCUGUCAGAAACAAUCCAAACUAAUACGUUUAUUAAAGGAAACAUAGUAUAGGUUAUGGAAAUAACGCAUGUAAAGUUAAUCGCAAUAGCUUCAGCUGAUAAAUAGAUUACAUUUUGGAAUUUUUAUAAUAAAUAAAUGAUGCUCUGCUUACCUGUUAAAGAUUCAGGUAUUCAUAAUUUAUCAUAUUCAUAUCACCAUCAAAUGAUUAUUACUGCUGGCUAUGAAUAAAUUAUAUACUUAUACAGCAUAGAUCCUGUUAACAUCGAAUAUAAGUAGGAAGGUAGAUUAAUAGGACAUGGUAGCAUGGUAACAGCCCUAUAAUAGAUUAAGAAUACAGAAAUGAUAGUUAGUGCAGAUGAUUAAGGUGUGCUAAAAAUAUGGGAUAUUAGAUCUUUUGGAUGCUUAUAGACUAUUUAAUUAUUCAUAAAAUCAACUAUUAAUUAAAUAUAAUACAUGCCAUAAAAAUAAGUGCUAUGUUUAUUGUCAUCAAGAGUUGGUUUUAUCAACUUUGAUAUCAAAAGUAAUUUAGAAGGUAAAAAAACUAUUGAAAAGACAAGCCAAGAAUGGCCAAUAAAUGUUGAUUUUGAUAUGAAAAACUAAUAAAUAGUAGUUUGUACUUCUAAAGAUGUUAGGACUUAUGAUGGCAUGACAGGUAGAAUGAAAAAAUUAAUUAAAGGUAUUUCAAGAGAGUAGACGGAGAUCACUAACUUCUGUUUUGUUAAUUAAUCAAAUCAUUUCAUCAUAACUGAUGACAAAGGAAGUAGCCAUUUAUUUGAAUACCCAAAUACUUAAAAUAAAAUAAAACUUCAUAGCCACUAAAGCGAUAUUACAUAAAUGAGAAUAGAUUUUAAGAAUAAAUUAAUUAUAACAGUUGCUAAGGAUUCUUAAAUUAUUAUCUAAAAGAUUAAUAAAACAGGAUAAAAUGAGCUUAAGAGAGUAUUUAAAAAUGCUCACUAUGGUAAAGGAAUAAAUUUACUUGAAUUCUCAUAUUAUCAUAAUAUGAUAUUUACAGGAAGUGAUUCUAAUGAGAUAUUCAUUUAUGACUAUGAAUAUCUAAAGUGUAUUGGCACCGUUAUUUUACCAAAUAACUAAACUCCCACUUAGAUACAUCUAAUAAAUGGCUUUUCCAUAUUAUCUGUUUCUACAACGGACUCUUUCAUAUACUUAAUACACAUUUAAUCUAACGAAAACUAUAAUUUAAAGUUCAAGUUACUUUAAAUUAUAGAUUUAUAGUAUCCACAAAGAAAUACUUGUGAGUAUCUAUCUUAGUAUUUUAACUCAAAUUUAAUAUCAAAUAUUCGAACACCAUCAGAAAAUUAAAAUCACAAUUAAUCACAACUAACCCUAUCCUAUAAGCUGUCAUCUAAUAAAUUAAGCUAAAGUAUUUCUAAAUCUCCAACAAUGAUUAAUUAUUAACAUAUUGAUAUUUCAAAAAGUAACUCAAGCAUAGUCAAAUAAAAUCAGAAAAAUUAGUAAGAUAUUCAAGACCAGACAUCUUAUCCGAUUAAACUAAUAACAAAUAAUUCUAAAGAAAAUAAACUAUGUUUAUAUGUGGGACUAAAUAUUGGAUAGAUAGAUCUAUACGAUAUAUCUUAAGUAAUAGAAAAGAAUAAUAUUACAAUUAAACCAUCUUAUGAAAAUAGCAAAAAAAACUUUAACCCUUUUAGAAAUAUUACUGAAGAGUUUAAAGUUUUUUCUGAAAAAGCAGAAUAAAAUAGAUUUUCUAUGUAGAAUACUCUAACAUAGAAAGAUAAAUAAUGGCAAGAUAUACUUGACUCAACUAGUAAUUAGACAGUAAAAAUUAAAUCUUAGCAUGUCCAUAAAGUAUCUCUUAACUCUAUGAAAAUUAUAUCUUUAAAUAGAUAAAACUAUAUUGUCACUUGCUCUAAUGAUGGCUACUUUAAAAUAUUUGAUUUAAAUUUAAACGAAUAAACAAACACAAAUGUCAAUCAUCCUUUACCAAUGAAUUGGAAUUUGAAAUUGAGUAUUUUAUCAGAGCAAUAAAGAAGAUUUUUCUUUACUGUAAAAAUAUUGGAACUUAUGUGCAAAAAAUUUGAUUCUGAUAAGGUAUUCUCUAGAUUAAAUAGUACUAAACAGUAUUUAUAGCAAGUUCUCUAAACAUCUAUCCAAACUAUCCAAAAUUAGGAAAGUAUAAUGCUAACAUAACCUCCUAUUAACUUAAAUCCUAAAAGCAAAUAAGCAAGUAGAAAAAAUUCAUAGUCAAUGGAUUUAAAUAUUUUAAUCAAUGAAGAAAAUACAAAAUAAUUUUCAAAAGUUAUGACUAUGAAAAAUUUUUAUACUCCAAAAGAUAUGUAAUUUAACAAAAUAAAGGAUCAGAUAUAGACUUAAAUUAGAGGGCCAUCUUUAAAAGAAAUGGAAGUGAUUAAGAGAAUAAAGGAACUAAAAAAUAAAGGUGAGGAAAUGGAAUAGCAACUAUAAGAUAAAGAUGAAAAUAAUGAUAUGGAAGUUGAGAAAAAAAUGAGAGAGUAAGAAGAUAGAGAAAAUGUUGUCUUUUUGUUGCCUUAAUACAGAUAAAAGUUGCUUAAAAAAAGUGAUGAAUUUUAGGAUGCAUCUGAGUUCCAAAAAAAAUUAGAGAUAAAAUAAUACUACUUAGAUAAAUAGAGACAGUAGUAAAUGAAUUAAAUAAAUAAGUUGUAGCAUGGUAAAACAUCAAAUGAAGAAUAAACAACUCAAAUAACUUAGAAUUUGUAAAUGAACCGUUAAAAAUCUUCUUUAAAAGAUAUAAGCACAAAUUUAGAUGUUAGGAAUACAUCAUAAACCAUAAUUUAAAAUAACAUUAAUAUUAACUAAAGCCAAAAUGAAUCAUUUAACAAUAUGAGCACAACAAAUAAUUUGAAUUCUACUAAAAUGCAAAAUAUUUAAAAUAGUUAUUAUCAUUAAAGUGUUAAAAAACCAAUUUAAUUUAAAAAUUUUAGUUCUCAGAUUUAAUUAUUAUCUCUUCCUUCUAUAAAUCAAUCAAAUUUGGCUAAUUAAACUUAGACAAAUCAAAAGCAAAUUUAAACAAAUUAGCAAUUAAAUUAAAGUGUUUAUCCAUCAAAUUAAAGCACACAAGCUUUUGGGCUGUCAAAUUACCCCUCAUAGUAAAUGUUAUUCUCAAACAAUUUUUAAAAGUAAUAACCUAAUUAGUCUAUUCUGUAGAGCUAAAGUAAAAUAGCUACCUAGUAAGAUAUUAAUAAAAGAGGUAGCACUAACUCUUCUCCUAGAGUUUAAUCUGAUUUCUUUAACUAUGCUCAAUAAAAAAAUCUAUAUUAGGAAGGUUCAAGCAGAUAUUAAAAUUAAUUGAACGAAUUAUCCUAAAUUUUAACAAAUAAAAAUUCAAUUACUGGUGAUAUUUCUCUAUCUUUAAGAGAUGAAAAUUGCCUUUAAUAAACAACUCAAAUAAAUUAAAUGUAAGCUUGUAAAAUUAAUUCUCAAAAAAAUAAAGUUUAAUUGCUGAAGAGAAUGGAAGAAAGAAAUAAGCUAAAUGAUAUAAUAAAGAACUUAAACUAGAAAUUAGUUAAUUCAAAACAUUACUCUCAAAAUAAAGUAAAAUCUUAAAACAUCUUGCCUUAAACUACUAAUAACUAACAAAGUAUUAAAAAUACUAACUAAGCUAGUUAAUAAAAAAUAGAAUUUUUAUCUUUUUUUUAGUUACCAUCCCCAAAUAAUAGCGAAAUCGCCACAUAAAAAAAUAUAGAAUCAUAUAAAAUCAAUAAUAACUUCAACACUAACACGAAUAGGUAAAAUAUAACUAAAUCAAUUAGAGCUAGACAAUUAUAAUCCUUAAGUUACAAUCCCUCCCAAGUUGCUUCUAUUAAUAAUUUAUCUCAAAUAUGA
Tetrahymena thermophila SB210 is the source of this 4842-nucleotide messenger RNA. Its product is annotated as WD40 domain protein, putative. Gene Ontology annotation, cellular component: nucleus; cytoplasm. Gene Ontology annotation, biological process: ubiquitin recycling; proteasome-mediated ubiquitin-dependent protein catabolic process. Gene Ontology annotation, molecular function: ubiquitin binding. The transcript has 14 exons. The record is from RefSeq and is a predicted model, not a curated record. Lineage: Eukaryota; Ciliophora; Oligohymenophorea; Hymenostomatida; Tetrahymenidae.